Ictidomys tridecemlineatus (thirteen-lined ground squirrel) is the source of this 7653-nucleotide messenger RNA. It is a transcript of the gene Bcl6, whose product is annotated as BCL6 transcription repressor. Gene Ontology annotation, molecular function: protein binding; DNA-binding transcription factor activity, RNA polymerase II-specific. NCBI's taxonomy places the organism in Eukaryota, Metazoa, Chordata, Mammalia, Rodentia, Sciuridae. Gene Ontology annotation, cellular component: nucleus. The record is from RefSeq and is a predicted model, not a curated record. Gene Ontology annotation, biological process: regulation of transcription by RNA polymerase II.
GCAUGGUUGUGUGUGUGCCUGGUUGGACUUAAGUAGGCUAGUUCCCCGGGUGGAGGUAGCUCCCUUUUGCCUUUGAACUUGACUUCUCAGGGGACCUGAAUUUUGCUGCCUGUCUGACUUUGACACAAGGGGGGAUGUUUUUGGUGUAAAAUAUCGAGGUGGCUGAAAGAGCUGUAGUUUGACCGGUGGUUUAUGGGGUGUGUGGUGGUGAUGGUGGUGGGGAGAGGUUUGUGGAUUCUAUGCAGCAAUGGUAGGCUGGUUAGCAGCCUCCUGCGAGUCAGAGUAGUGUGGCGCGUGCCGGUUUCCUGCACUGCGCAACAAGUGGGAACGCCACCGCAGCGGUCUGAGCGUAGUGGCGGAGCUGACUGGUUUCUCUUCGCCCCAGUGGAAGCCAAGAACCGCUCCUUCCAACCCUCCCCGCCUCCCACUCCGAGACCACAGCCCUUCCAAAAGACCAUAUUCGCCCCCCCCCUUCCUGUUUAGCCAGGAGCAGUAAGUCUGGUUGACCCUGGUCUUUGGUCUCCAGAGCCCCUUUCCUCCGUGAGGAUCAUGAAUGAGUUUAUUCUCGACUCACUUUGCUGGCCGACCGUGUGUGGCAAGAGCCAUUCUGCUUUUUGAAGAUGAGAGCACCCUUUCUUUCCCUUCUUAGUAAUUCAGUUUUUUGGGGGGGGGGCGAGGGGGAUCAACGUAUAGUACACGAAAGCCGAUCCAGAUAACGCAUUGUGAUUGCUAGAGGCGUGAGCAUCGAGAAGAAUGGAAUUACACCAGUAAAUUAAAUGUUUUUCCAGUUUUGUUUUUGGAAAUAACCACACCCCCAGCCCUAACAGACAAGGAUAAAAAGGAGUCGGAGUUUCGGGCGUGGAAGGCUGUACAGCACGGAGAUUCUCGGAUGGACUGAGUCUGCCACCUAGUGGUAGAUGGUGGUCAAGGUCCCCCGCCUUGGGCUGGGGGCUGACCGGUUUAUCUUUGGGUCUCCCAGUAUCCUGACUAGAUACUAGGAAUGACCGGGAGGGCAGUCUCCAAUGAGGAUAGCAUCCAACCUCCUGACUUUUGAGAAGACAAAACAUUGGAAAUGCCCUGGCUGCUCUUUCUGUCCAUAGUCGCUCAGCGAUCAGCUUCUAUCUCAACUAAGAGAAACAAUAACUCUUUGAGGACAUCAUCUACCUGUGGCUAUGGCCCCUUCCCUGGGGGAAAAGUCGGUAUUAGAAAGAUGGCAUGGCAAAGUUCAGGAGAUUUAGGGCUUAAUUCUUUUUUUUUUCUUAUUUAUUUAUUGGCAGUUGAGAAAACAGGCUUGACAAGGGACAUGUUAGUAUAGUUAGUGACCAAACUAGAACUAGGACCAGAUUGGAAGCUUCUGAAUCUCAGAGCUUAACUUAAAGUCAAAGACGAAUUUAUCUCAGCUCCUUUAAAGUACCUGAAGGACAGGAACAGCUGUCAGAACCAUGACUAACUUCUUGGGUCACCCUAGCAGACAGCACACAUUGGAAACGUUUCCCAGAAGUCCUGGGGAAAUUUAUUUAUAAAGCAUAGCCUAAGGUUUUCAAAAACAGAUAUAAAAAGGCCUGCAGUAGUGCCGAAGAGCCCGCUGUUUUAAAGCUGGGGGUGGUGGUAGUAAUUCAUGGCCUGGGGCAGGAGUGGCCAAGGUCUAGUCUGCAGAGUUGCAGAGGUGGCUCUCGAGGCUCACAUCUGGACCCAGAAAUCCCUUUUUCCAAUCCUUAUAUCCUUUGCAAAGCAUCCUGUCGAUAAAUUUCAAGUGUGUGCACAUGUAUGAGGAGGGGUCAUAGAUAAACAAAGCAUAAUCCUAGAAUUUGUGCCCCAACAUCUCUUCAGUAAAGUUUUCUCAAAGCUCUUAAAAUGGCCCGUCCGCAUUCGCGUGCUGGCGGCCUCUAGCGGCUGCCGGGGUGAGGCGCAGCGGUCUCCCCAGCCCAGGCCCGCCUGAAUCAACUUCAGCCUUUCCCACUGUGGGAGCGGUCGGAGGCUGUGUCAGAGAAACGCGCCUCUGUUCGGGUUGGAAACCAAUCUGGGGACGUGUUUGAAGGGCGGUCAAGUUUGACUCAUCGCUUUCCAAGGACAGUUAGUGCCUUCCAUCUUCAUUAACGUGAAUAAAGACCUUGGCUGACUUUUGUCCAGAUCAAAUUUUAAAAGGCAUUGUUUACUUGGGGAGAUCAUGCCUCUCUCCUCCCCCGCCAGCCUCUAUGCAAAGGCUGAGCCCAGUCCCGCCAGGAUGGCUGGGACAUCUCUGCCCCUGGACGUGUUUGCUGGCAUUGUCUGUGGGGCCUUCUGGAAGGCUGUCUGCAGCUGGGCGCUUUGGAAGCGUCCCUUCAGCAGCUCUUCUUUAGAUCUUGAUGAUAAAACACAUCCCUCUAUUUUAUUGCAUUUCCUAGAAGCUUGCAGGCUUGCAAGAACGCUGUUGGCAGGAAACGUGAUAGAAAUGAAAGGACAUAAUGUCCCCGAACACCUUGGAUACCCAAAGCAGCUGCAGAGGCCACUAUGCUAUCAAACUUGCUUUUAUCUACUGUCACCUCCUCCACCCUCCCGCUCCUGCGCCUCCAACCCCCUCCAAGAGCACGAAGAGUGCCCCACCCGUGUGGGGGGGGGGCGGUAGCGGGGAAGAUACCACGUUUUGACCCUAACACCUAAUUCUAGACCAGGGUGACAAGACCUGAACAACAGCUCUUUAGAUGGACGCCGCUGCGAAAGGGAGCGUUCCAGCAGGGGCCCUGGUGGGAGUUUCACUGAGACAGCUCCAGAUUUAUUAAAAUUCCUUGUCCCUGUCCCUAAACAGUGCUUUGCACUUUCAAAUUCCCCUAUGGAGUUUUCAGCGAAUUAUUGGAGUUAUUAGAUUACCAAUAAUCCAACCGCCGGCCCGAAUAGAGAGCAGGGGGAAGGGAUGAAGGCGUUUUCCAAAUCUCUCUGGCCAAACUAGGUCAAUGGGAAGGAGGGGCGGGGCGAGAAGGGGCUUGUCGGUUUCAAACCUUGAUGGAGAGCUCUCUCUAGUGUUAGGCAGCGGUAAAAACAUGAUUAGGUUUGAGCUCCCGGAACCACGCGACUCCUAAUUUCCAAUAAGUACAUUUACUUAAUUUUACUCCCCAUAUCCUCACCCUUAUCCCACAAAUCCCAGCCUUCUACAUCACCUUUAUCCUACCCGGCAUAAGGGAGAGAAAGUCAUAAAGUAGGAGUUUAAUGUCAAAAAGGCCCUGUCUUUGAGGACCGACCCUGACCCCGCCUCCGCCGCAGAAAGAUUUUUGCGGCGGCGGCGUGUGACGACACUAGCUAGUUUUAGAUCUGGACUGAGGCCUCUAAAGCUGACUUUAGCGUCCUCUACUACUGUCCUGAAAGCCCCUUCUGAAGCCGGCUACCGAGACCAAUUAGGAGAUGGAGCCCUGGGAUUUUAAUUCCUGCGAAGGCGAGGCAACUUUGGAGCGCGCCAGUGCGCGCGCUGGCGUCUGCGCCCGGGCCUCUGCAGAAUCCUAACCCGUCUCUACAGUUUCAAGGAAAUAGGAUUCCGAAAUCCCGAAACCUGGCUAGGUUAAGCCUGGUGGCUCCUGUUCUAUAGACUGAGCGGAAACCGAGCCGAGCUGGGUUCCCUUUCUUGCUAACGUAGGCGGCAUAGGCUUUCGGUUUAGCUUUCCUCCAACUCGGCUGGGUCGGACAGACUGCAGAGAGACUGUCAGCUCUAGGGACUCAAAAUCUUUUUUACCUUGAUAUCUCAUCUAACCAUCCCCUUUAACAGAGCGUAAGAGGGAAGCAAGCAAAAAAAAAAAAAAAAAAAAGGGGGGUGUGUACCCAACGACCUACCAGGCAAAGGCCAGAAUUGAGCAACCCAAAGGCAUGAUUGGAUCCAAACUCCUGAGCCUCUGAUUGGAUCCAAACUCCUGGUUUAUACUGCUACUAACGUGUCGACUUUCCCCAUUUUUAAAUUGUGGGGGAAGGGUUGGGCUAGGUGCACUCAGAGCCCUGGAACCCGCGCCGGAAAGGGAAUUAGGGGAAAGUGUGCCCUAUUCCCCGCGAGCCUUCCCCUGCGGCACCCCCUCCGGGUGAAUCCUCCGCAGUCCGCUCUGUGCAGGCAGCGAUCCUGCUGGCCGUCGGGGGCCAGCAGCUUCCUGGAAAGUUACUUCUCAUUGGAGACGGCGAUAGGGAGAGAGUGUUCUGUGAAAUCCGCAGAGCUGAGAUCGACUACGUUCCGGGAAUGAGAGGGCUGUGCCAUUCCCCUCACUGCCCCCUGCCUUGGCGGAGUAACAGGAAAAAAAAAAAAAAGGCAUACACAAUGUUAGCUACCGAAAACUUAUUUGAAUGUAACGAAAUUAAGGGCCGCCGCAGUCAUACCAUCCGGCCUCCGCCGCGCCUUCGGGGUUUGAGGCGGAUGGGCAGCGGUGCCAGCGUAUCGCCUGGGGCUGGGCGGUCCCUGGAAGACAGUUUUUAAGCAAAAUUUUGGACUGUGAAGCAAGGCAUUGGGUGAAGACAAGAUGGCCUCCCCGGCUGACAGUUGUAUCCAGUUCACACGCCAUGCUAGUGACGUUCUUCUCAACCUGAAUCGCCUCAGGAGCCGUGACAUUUUGACUGAUGUUGUCAUUGUGGUGAGCCGUGAACAGUUUAGAGCCCAUAAGACAGUCCUCAUGGCCUGCAGUGGCCUUUUCUACAGCAUCUUCACAGACCAGCUGAAAUGCAACCUUAGCGUGAUCAAUCUGGAUCCUGAGAUCAACCCUGAGGGGUUCUGCAUCCUUUUGGACUUUAUGUACACAUCUCGGCUCAACCUUCGGGAAGGCAACAUCAUGGCUGUGAUGGCCACAGCUAUGUACCUGCAGAUGGAGCACGUCGUGGACACUUGCCGGAAGUUUAUCAAAGCCAGUGAAGCAGAGAUGGUUCCUCCCAUCAAGCCUCCUCGUGAAGAGUUCUUGAACAGCCGGAUGUUGAUGCCCCAAGACAUCAUGGCCUAUCGGGGUCGUGAGGUGGUAGAGAACAACCUACCGCUAAGGAAUACCCCUGGAUGUGAAAGCAGAGCCUUUGCCCCCAGCCUUUACAGUGGCCUAUCCACACCACCAGCCUCUUAUCCCAUGUAUAGCCACCUCCCGGUCAGCAGCUUCCUCUUCUCUGAUGAGGAGCUACGAGAUUCCCGGAUGCCUAUGGCCAAUCCUUUUCCCAAGGAGCGGGGCCUCCCCUGCGAUAGUGCCAGGCCAGUGCCCAGUGAGUACACCCGGCAUGCCAUGGAGGUGUCCCCCAGUAUGUGCCACAGCAACAUCUACUCACCCAAGGAGGCUGUCCCAGAAGAGGCACGAGGUGACAUGCACUACAGUGUGGCUGAGGGCCCCAAGCCUGCUGCCCCCUCAGCCCGGAAUGCCCCAUACUUCCCCUGUGACAAGGCCAGCAAAGAAGAGGAAAGACCCUCUUCGGAGGAUGAGAUUGCCCUGCAUUUCGAGCCCCCUAACGCACCCCUGAACCGGAAGGGUCUGGUGAGUCCACAAAGCCCUCAGAAAUCCGACUGCCAGCCCAACUCCCCCACGGAGUCCUGCAGUAGCAAGAAUGCCUGCAUCCUUCAGGCCUCUGGCUCCCCUCCAGCCAAGAGCCCCACUGACCCCAAAGCCUGCAACUGGAAGAAGUACAAGUUCAUCGUGCUCAACAGCCUCAACCAGAAUACCAAGCCUGAGGGGCCUGAGCAGGCUGAGCUGGGCCGCCUCUCCCCACGAGCCUACACUGCCCCCUCUGCCUGCCAGCCACCCAUGGAGCCUGAGAACCUUGACCUCCAGUCUCCAACCAAGCUCAGUGCCAGUGGGGAGGACUCCACCAUCCCACAAGCCAGCCGGCUCAAUAACAUUGUCAACAGGUCUCUGACAGGUUCACCCCGUAGCAGCAGUGAGAGCCACUCGCCACUCUACAUGCACCCCCCCAAGUGCACAUCCUGUGGCUCUCAGUCCCCGCAGCAUGCAGAGAUGUGCCUGCACACUAGUGGGCCUUCGUUCCCGGAGGAGACUGGAGAGACCCAGUCCGAGUACUCGGAUUCCAGCUGUGAGAACGGGGCCUUCUUCUGCAAUGAGUGUGACUGCCGCUUCUCUGAGGAGGCCUCGCUCAAGAGGCACACGCUGCAGACCCACAGUGACAAACCCUACAAGUGUGACCGCUGCCAGGCCUCCUUCCGCUACAAGGGCAACCUCGCCAGCCACAAGACCGUCCACACGGGCGAGAAACCCUAUCGUUGUAACAUCUGUGGGGCCCAGUUCAACCGGCCAGCCAAUCUGAAGACCCAUACUCGAAUUCACUCUGGAGAGAAGCCCUACAAAUGCGAAACCUGUGGAGCUAGAUUUGUUCAGGUCGCCCACCUCCGUGCCCACGUGCUCAUCCACACUGGCGAGAAGCCCUAUCCUUGCGAAAUCUGUGGCACCCGUUUCCGGCACCUUCAGACUCUGAAGAGCCACCUGCGCAUCCACACGGGAGAGAAACCUUACCAUUGCGAGAAGUGCAACCUGCAUUUUCGUCACAAAAGCCAGCUGCGACUUCACUUGCGCCAGAAGCAUGGCGCCAUCACCAACACCAAGGUGCAGUACCGCGUGUCAGCCACUGACCUGCCUCCGGAGCUCCCCAAAGCCUGCUGAAGCAUGGAGUGUUGAUGCUUUCCUCUCCAGCCCCUUCUCAGAGUCUACCCAAAGGAUACUGUAACACUUUAUGAUGUUCAUCCCAUGAUGUAGUGCCUCUUUCAUCCACUAGUGCAAAUCAUAGCUGGGGGUGGGGGUGGGGACGGGGCCUGGGGGGGGUAGGAGCCAUGGCAGCUCCUGGCCCCCCCUGCUGCCAUAAAACAUUAAGAAAAUAAUAUUGCUUCUCCUAUGUGUACGGCGAACCACGUCAGCAAAAAGCAAAAUCAUUUUAUGUAUCAAAGUGGGGGAGUACGCAAAAGUUCUGACUUGACAGUCUGCAAAAUGAGGAAUGUAUAUGUUUUGUGGGAACAGAUGUUUCUUUUGUAUGUAAAUGUGCAUUCUUUUAAAAGACAAGACUUCGGUAUGUUAUCAAAGAGAGGGCUUUAAUUUUUUUAACCAAAGGUGAAGGAAUAUAUGGCAGAGUUGUAAAUAUAUAAAUAUAUAUAUAUAUAUAUAAUAUAAAUAUAUAUAAACUUAAAAAAGAUAUAUUAAAAAUAUAAAACUGCGUUAAAGGCUCGAUUUUGUAUCUGCAGGCAGACACGGAUCUGAGAAUCUUUAUUGAGAAAGAGCACCUAAGAGAAUAUUUUAAGUAUUGCAUCUGUAUAAGUAAGAAAAUAUUUUGUCUAAAAUGCCUCAGUGUAUUUGUAUUUUUUUGCAAGUGAAGGUUUACAAUUUACAAAGUGUGUAUUAAAAAAAAAAAGAACAAAAAAAGCUGCAGAAGGAAAAAAUGUGUAACUUUGUUCUAGUUUUCAGUCUGUAUAUACCUGUACAACGUGUCCUCACGGUGCCUUUUUUCAGACGUUUUCAGUGAUGGACGAGUGUGCGCCAUCCCUUUUUGAAGUGUAGGCAGACACAGGGACUUGAAGUUGUCACUAACUAAACUCUCUUUGGGAAUGUUUGUCUCAUCCCAUUCUGCGUCAUGCUUGUGUUGUAACUACUCCGGAGACAGGGUUUGGCUGUGUCUAAACUGCAUUAUCGCGUUGUAAAAUAUAGCUGUACAAAUAUAAGAAUAAAAUGUUGAAAAGUC